AUGACGUCAGUUCUGUCGUCUUUUUUCUCCCGUGAUCCUAAAGCUGGAUUCGCAUACGAACUUCCAUCCCAGAAUGAAGAUUUCAUCCAAAUAAAUGGGAUCAAGCUCGCCAAGAGCUUUCGUAAAAGUGAGCCUGAAGUAUUAGCAACAGUUCUAUGGACUUCCACGGAUUUAGCGGAGCUCAGAGCUCAAGCUCAGAAGUUGAAAACAAUGAGGCAUCCGAACAUUAUUGCUUUCCAAGAUAGUAUUGAGAUAGAAAACACAUUUUAUUUAAUAACUGAACGUUGUAUUCCUUUAUCCCAUUAUUUCCGCACAAGAGGAGUUAUUGGUGAUCAGAAAGAGUUUUUUGUCUCCUGGGGUCUCUUCCAAGUUAUGAACUGUCUGAAAUUCUUACAUGAAGCUAAUCUAAGUCAUGAGAACAUUCGUGAAGGAGUCUAUGUUACUGAAGGUGGAGAUUGGAAACUAUCUUGUUUGAACAAGAUCGUCCCUUUCCAAAAUGCUCAAAAUGACUUGAAUCAAUUAGGAAUGGUACUUUGGGAGAUUUUCAACGGCUUCAACGCUGGAGUGAGUAAGGCUCAAGCUCCGGGAAAAAUUCCCAAAAGACUCGUGGAGUUGUACAAGAAGAUUGUUGCUCCGUCCGCUUCUCGCUUGUCUGCCUCAGAACUGAUUAGAGAACAACGCAUGACUGGUGGAUAUUUCAAAAAUAAGUUCGUUGACACUCUGCUUUUCUUAGAAGAGUUUCAACUGAAAGAAUCGAGUGAAAAGCAGACGUUCUUCAUGCAUUUGAGAGAAAACUUGGAUAUCUUCCCUGAUGAUAUAGCUAAGUAUAAGAUAUUGCCAAAAUUGAUAAUGACUUAUGAAUAUGGUGAUGCUGGUCCCAACAUCCUCAUUCCACUAUUCAAACUAGGACGCUUGCUCGACGAGGAUGAGUAUCAAAAGAGAAUUGUCCCUUGUCUUGUGAAGCUAUUUCACAGCUCUGACCGAACUACUCGCGUGAAGUUGCUUGAGAGAAUCGACGAGUUCAGUGCUCAUCUAACUCCCGCUGUUGUCAACGAUAAAAUAUUCAGUAAUUUGAUCACCGGGUUCCUUGAUACUUCUCCAGCCGUCAGAGAGAGUACGGUAAAAGCAAUGGUACCUUUGGCUGAAAAAUUGAACUUCCACAAUCUCAAUGUCGAGUUGAUGAAAUAUCUCGCAAAGUUACAAGGCGGUGACGAGCAUGGUGGAAUAAGAACGAAUACUACAAUUUGUCUGGGAAAAAUCGGUUCUUUAUUAGAUCCAGCUAAACGACAACAAAUUUUGCUCAGUGCUUUCACUAGAGGAAUGAAGGAUCCUUUCCCUCCAGCCCGGCUAGCAGCUCUGCUUGCUUUGUCAGCUACCCAACAGUUUUAUUCGAUAGGAGAGAUUGCUAAUCGUAUUCUCCCUUCUCUUUCUCCUCUAUGUUGUGAUCCUGAGCAGCAAGUUCGCGAACAAGCAUUCAAAGCCAUCAAAGGUUUCUUGAGCACUCUCGAGCGUAUCAGUGAAAACCCAGAACUAGCUACGGAACAUGAAGCACAAGUACGAGCGGGAGGAAAAUCUUUAUUGAGUAGUGAUAAGGUUCCUCAGUGGGCUAGUUGGGCUCUUAAAUCCAUUUCUGGCAAAUUCUAUAAAGGACCUACUUCUCCCGAAUCUGCAGUAGCUGGAGAAAAGAAAGAAGAAGAUGAAAGAUCGCCUUCCAGAGCUUCAGAGAGAAGUGUCAACUCUGUGACACCUAGCAAAUUUAAUAAGCCAGUACCAGCAUCAACAACUGAUGCUGAUGGCUGGGGUGAUUUGGACGACGAUGACAAUUGGGCUGAUGCUGAUGAUCAUAAGGAAGCAGAGAUGAAUGCCGCUGAGAAUGAUGAAGAGGAUGAUUGGUCUUCAGGCUGGGAAACAUCGAAACCAGACCCUCUCCCAACUCCGACUCCGACUCCUGCGUCCGUUCCAGCUGUUAAGAAAAGUUUGAGAAAUCCUAAUCCUGUCAAAAAGUUAUCUGCCACAAAAGUGCCUGUCGAUAAAGUUUCUGAUAUGUUUGCGGAUACCUCCAUUACACCAACACCGAACUCUGAUUGGAAUCAGGAUACUUCCACUAAUGACUGGGAGAAUGAUGGCUGGGGUAGUGAUGAUUGGGGCCAAGCUCCUUCUACUAAACCAGCAAAAACACUUUCUCUCAAACCGAACAGAGACAAGCAUAAAUAA
Molecule: messenger RNA, 2214 nt
Organism: Auanema sp. JU1783
Lineage: Eukaryota; Metazoa; Nematoda; Chromadorea; Rhabditida; Rhabditidae
Source: the annotation of a GenBank genome assembly